Molecule: messenger RNA, 696 nt
Organism: Vigna umbellata (rice bean)
Lineage: Eukaryota; Viridiplantae; Streptophyta; Magnoliopsida; Fabales; Fabaceae
Source: RefSeq, a predicted model, not a curated record
AUGGGUUUCCAUCAGGUAUUCCCUCUUUGGUUUUCUGCUUAUUCUUGCUCAACUUCAAGAAAGAUGGCACCUAGGCCUCCUCCUCCACCUCCUCAACCUGAGCCAUCCGAGAACACAAGGAUGCUAGAGGUUGUUCUACAAGCCAUGCAACAGCAAAAUACUGCUUUGGUGCAGCAAAACACUGUUGCACUACAAAAUCUGGAAGCCGCAAGGGUAGCUGCUGAGAACGCGAGAGUGUCAUCUGAGAACACUCAAAGGCAACUCAUGGAAGUGCUGACUAGUAGCAGGGACAUGGAGAGGAUCUAUUACGCUAAGGGGUGUCCGGAUGAGAGGAAACUGGCUUACACUCAAUAUUUAUUGACCGGGGAAGCUGGCCACUGGUGGAGCAGCAUGAGGAUGAUCCUUGAAAGGAGUGAGACUCCUAUUACCUGGGAGCUAUUUAGGGUCAAAUUCUACACUGAGUACUUCCCAAACAGUGGCAACAAAACUGUAUCAGAGUAUGUUGAUCGCUUCAAACAUUUGCUUCGCUUCAACACUACGGCGGUAGAUGAAGAGUGGCAAAGCAGGAAGUUUGAGAAUGGCUUGAGAGGUGAUAUCAAGCUGCUUGUGAACGGGUUACGCAUCAGAGAGUUUCCUGCUCUGGUGGAGAUGGCUCGUGACAUGGAGAAGACUAAGAAGGAAUCUGAGGGGCCUUAG